Molecule: messenger RNA, 3210 nt
Organism: Cottoperca gobio
Lineage: Eukaryota; Metazoa; Chordata; Actinopteri; Perciformes; Bovichtidae
Gene: apbb3
Product: amyloid beta (A4) precursor protein-binding, family B, member 3
Exons: 13
Coding region: 362-1798 (478 amino acids)
Biological process (GO): regulation of DNA-templated transcription
Cellular component (GO): cytoplasm; nucleus
Molecular function (GO): amyloid-beta binding; transcription factor binding
Source: RefSeq, a predicted model, not a curated record
GAGAGAGAGGGAGAGGAGAGAGAGAGAGAGAGACAGAGAGAGGAGAGAGAGAGGGAGGAGAGAGAGGAGAGAUAGAGAGAGGAGAGAGAGAGGGAGGAGAGAGAGAGAGGAGCAUCCUUCAUCAGACUGAGAGGAGACGCCGGGACGGAAAUAAAGCAAAGAAGAAGACGACUGAUGGUUACAUGUGGGACGAGACACAGAGACAGACAGACUCAGAGACAGGCAGCAGGACGCUUUAACUGUCUGCCAUCUGGGCUUUUGUGAGCGUGUGUGUGUGUGUGUGUGUGUGUGUGUGUGUGUGUGUGUGUGUGUGUGUGUGUGUGUGUAGGUGUGUGUGAGGUAUCAACUGAUUGGACCACACAUGUUGGAGGGCGGAGCCAUGAUGGGCAAAGAUUACAUGUUGGCUAUCCUCAUAGUCAACUAUGACGACAACAUCUGGACAGACCAGAACCUGCAGCUGGACCCGGACCUGCCCUCGGGCUGGAGAACCAUUAAAGACUCAACAGGAACUUACUACUGGCACGUUCCCACCGGCACCACCCAGUGGCAACACCCCCGCCUCAGCGGGACGCCACAGCUGCUCGACAAGCCGCAGGAGGAGGCAGCACAGCAGAGCUCCAACAGAGAGACAGACGGAACAGCUGAGGGCAGGUCUUCGUGGCAUGAAGAUUAUCUCACUAACCACGACCCUGACUCCAAGUAUUUCGCGGUGCGUUCUCUGGGCUGGCUCGAGGUGGAGGAGGAGGACCUGUCUCCGGGUUGCAGCAGUCUCGCUGUCAGUAACGUCAUCCAGCAGCUGUCUCACUGCAGCAGCCCUGAGCAGAGAGACAGGCAAGGAGCCUGGGGGGAGGGUAGGGAGAUGAUGCUCGUUCUGAAGAAAGACACUCUGUCCCUGUUGGACCCUUUAGACCACACCCCCCUUCACUGUCAGCCAAUCAUCAACAUCCGAGUGUGGGGGGUGGGCUGCAACAACGGCAGGGACAGGGACUUUGCCUUCGUAGCGGGCGAUAAAGACAGCUGUGUGCUAAAGUGUCAUGUGUUUCGCUGCGACGCUCCGGCAAAAACCAUCGCCACGGCGCUGCACGAGAUGUGCUCCAAGAUGAUGUCGGACAAGACACUGAUGAGACCGUCUCGCUCUCUGACGAUGGACAGCAUCUCACCUGAAGACCUGCCCCGACAAGUGGAGUUUCUGGAGGCGGUGCGGCAGCAGGUGCAGAAGUUUGAGGUGCAGUACAUCGGUAACCUGCCAGUGUCCAGAGCGAUGGGUAUGGAGGUGUUGAACCGAGCGAUAGAAAGCAUCAUGAACUCCACGGACAGAGACGAGUGGGAGCCGACGGUGAUCCACAUCACAGAUAACAUCCUGUCUCUGUGGAGAGGAGAGGGGGAGGAGCCUCUGUGGGAGUGUCAGGUACGUUUUCUCACUUUUCUGGGCGUCGGCCAUGACUGUCACACCUUCGCGGUGAUCGUGGACGGCGGUACGCAGCGAUUCGAGUGUCACGUGUUCUGGUGCGAGCCGGACGCAGGAAAUCUGUCUGAGGCCGUCCAGGCGGCGUGUAUGGUCCAGUAUCAGAAGUGUCUGGUGGCUCAGACUCCUCCCCCGAGGUUGAAGUCGUGGCGUGCGGCCCCGUCCAAGGUCAAACGUGCCAACUCCAUGGACGCCUUCCCGCCUCUCACCUCUCGUCUCCACGGCAGCAGCAGCGGCUCCAUGAUGGCGGCGAGAAUUACGAAGGGCGGCGGUGUGAGGAAGGGGAUGCUGGCGUUCUUUGAAACUUUUCGUAAACAAGCCGCCACCUCCUAGUGAUGGGGGCGGGGCCACUGGAAACACUGGUCAGCAGGUCCCCCCCCUUCCCCUCGUCACAUGUGAACUGUCUGCUGGUCCGACUGGCUCAUCACCAGCGAUGCCCCGGAGACCAAAAAUAUACCUGUCGUAGGUUAGCUUAGCUUAGCGACAGCGUUGCCAGCUACAUAAACUCUCUAAACAGAUAUCUGCGUAUGAAUUCAGAGGAAGUGUUGGCAUAAAAAUAUUAGCUAACGUGAUGCUAACCUGGGUUUUCUGUGUUAGCGGACCCGACAGGAACACUUAACAACUACUGGACAGGUAAACACGGACACCUCAUCACCUCCUCCGUGAACAUUAUUAUAUUAUAAUACUCAGGAUGAUCGGCUUAUAAAUAAAUAUAUAAAAGAAGAAGAUAUUAAUGAUGUUGUGAAAUGGUCAUUUGAAUUAGCUGACCUUAGUUCCAAAGACUCGAACAUCAUCUGUACAACGUGACACUUUCCGGAGGAUUCACGAUUUAUCCAUAAACUUCCCUUAAACCGUCUGAAACUUAGCUAAGAAAUGUAUCCCGUCGUCUCCGCUUCAAGCUUCAUAUUUUGCAAAAUAUUAGAGCUGUAGUACACUGUCUGACCACCAGAGGGCAGAAUACUGACGUCAUGUCAAUAUUUACCGGUUUCUUCACCCUGUGGUCAUGUCACAUGGAACGACAGGCGUUACCAUGGUUACAGCUGAUCACAUCUGCGGAAGAGCCACUGUCAGAAAAUAAUAUCGGAGAUAAACACAAUAAAGUCAUAAUGUCGUGGAAGAAAGUCACAAUAAUUCAACAAAAAAAUGAUUGAAUGAGUAAGAAAUGUUUAAGACCUUUUUCUUGAAAUAUCAUAACUUUAAUUAUUUAAGUUUUUCUCAUAAAAUUAUGACUUUUUCUUAAUUGAAAUGAAGAAAAACUUGUUUCUGAAAUAUUUGUUCUGUUUUUCUCUACAUGUUUCUCUUGACAGUGUCCUCCGUACGUUCAUACAAACGUUAUUUAAAGCACUUUAGAUAACAAAUACAUUAAAUAAGUGAAAACCAUUAAAAUUAUAAGAACAGUGCAGCAUGUGUUUGAAUGCUGCAUUAAAGGAGCAGUCCGAUGUUUUUAACCUAAAGUGAAGAAACUUAUCUAAAGUCUGCUUUAGUGAAAGUCAGCGGCAGUUAGCAUGUCAGGCACAAAUCACAGCAUGGACGGUCAUUGAAGAAAAUAAUAUCUUGGAGAAAGAAACUUUAAUGUGACUGAAUGUACAGUUAUAAAUAAAUAUAUAGCAUAUAAAGUGACGCCUGGCAGUAGAUAGAAGCUUUAGUGUGUUUAUAAUCUAAAACGGUUUGGCACAAAACUAAUCAAUGAUGUCAUGUAGAAAUUAACCAAAAAUAAACUAAUAAAGAAAUUCUUCUUCAGUGUG